This is a messenger RNA of Momordica charantia (bitter melon), 785 nucleotides long. RefSeq lists its product as uncharacterized. The record is from RefSeq and is a predicted model, not a curated record. NCBI's taxonomy places the organism in Eukaryota, Viridiplantae, Streptophyta, Magnoliopsida, Cucurbitales, Cucurbitaceae.
ACCUACUCUCCUCCUUACUACUAUAAAUCUCCACCACCCCCAACUUACUCGCCUCCCUACUCUCCUCCGUACUACUACAAAUCUCCACCACCGCCAACCUAUUCGCCUCCACCAGUUUAUUACUCUCCACCCCCGAAGCCCUACACUCCUCCGUACUACCCACCACCAUACUACCCUCCACACCACCACUUUGUCGUCAAGGUGGUUGGAAAAGUAUACUGCAUCCGAUGCUACGACUGGGCUUACCCAGAAAAAUCACACGACAAGAAGCACCUUCAAGGAGCCGUUGUGGAAGUAACUUGCAAGGCGGGAAAGAAGGAAAUAGUAGCAUACGGAAAGACAAAGAACAAUGGCAAAUACAGCAUUGAAGUCAAAGGCUUUGAGUAUGCUAAAUAUGGAGCCAAGGCUUGUAAGGCUAAGCUUCACGCGGCACCUAAGGGAUCCCCGUGCAACAUUGCGACUAACCUCCAUUGGGGCAAGGUCGGUGCCAAGCUGAAGGUCAAGUCCAAGACCAAGUACGAGGUUGUGUUGUCAGCUAAGCCUUUUGCUUAUGCUCCCAAGAAGCCUUACAAGGAGUGUGAAAAGCCCAAGCCCUACUAUCCACCACCAUACGUCUACAAGUCACCACCUCCUCCAACUCCAAUUUACUACUAUAAGUCCCCACCUCCACCAUCCCCCACUUAUUACUACAAGUCACCACCUCCUCCAACGCCAGUUUACAAGCCUCCUCCAUCUCCAAUUUAUUAUUACAAGUCUCCACCUCCUCCAUCACCAGUGUACUAUUA